This is a messenger RNA of Bombus impatiens (common eastern bumble bee), 3343 nucleotides long. Its product is annotated as filaggrin-like. NCBI's taxonomy places the organism in Eukaryota, Metazoa, Arthropoda, Insecta, Hymenoptera, Apidae. The transcript is spliced from 3 exons. The coding region runs from base 2506 to 3243 and encodes 245 amino acids. The record is from RefSeq and is a predicted model, not a curated record.
ACAAGCCAAUGGUAAUAAGCAGAAAAAUGAUAAACGAUUAAAUUAUUUAAACUAUUUGACAAUAAGUACUCAUGGUUGAUAUGAUAUUCGAGGUAGAAAUUUGCAUACGCAUCACGCUUUUCUCUAAACAGAUCCUCUACGAAUCCAAAUACUCCAAAUACUUUAAUAUCGCGAAAUUCCACGAUUUCAAGUCUCUUAUGUUUCCUAAUUCUGCCGUAUCCUAAAUUCCAACAAGCUCCUUCAAUCUCGUCUAGACCUCUUAUCUUCACAAAUUUUUUCACGUUCUUCUGUGUAUCCCACUGAGCUCCUAGAAUUCCCUAAUAUCUCUGCACGUUUGAAAUCUCUCAAACGCUAGACAACGCUUUUACCGGAGUCUGCUUAAAGCUCAAAAUUAAUUAGGUUAAUUUCCUUUAUCCUUUCCAUCCUAAUCCAUCACAUCCUCGUCGAGUUCAACGUUGACAAUAAGGCACGAAAAGAAGAGGAAUCCUCGCGGCGCAGACUUCCAGCAAUACCACGGAGUUACAUUCCAUUCCAGAUUUUCAAAUUACUGGAUUAUCUGGAUGGAAAGUAGCUGGCGUGGCAGGUAUCCAGGCCGCUUAGCGUUCGCUUGCGGUUUUAAGCUCGACUAUAUCGACGCCUCCUCCGACGUGUUCGCUCUUUUUAAAUAGAGAAGAAGAAUCACGUUUCAAGUCCAAUCGAAUGGCUGAGAUUCCAUCAUGAAAACCUGGGAUUCCUUACAACGCGAAAGAUAUUUUAUUCACUGCGAAAAGACACUUUUUACUUCGCCAAAUAUCGUCGAAAGGCGCCGAUAUGGGGCUCCUACGCGUUCCAAGUGGAAACAUUUAACAUUUACGCGUUACAGUAUUUUACAAAUUAUUAUACGUAAUAAUUAUAUCGUGUACGUAUGUAAUUAAGUAAUCAAAUCAUUUAGCGUUGUUGAUUGUACGGUGUGAGAUCAGGUAAUGUAAUUUUACGGAAAAUGUAUAAUAGCUGUAUUUCACGCAUCCUUGUCUAGGGGAUGGUUUUAAGAAUAAAGAUAAUUUGUAAAAAUGUUAUAUAAAUUUCAUUUUUCUUCCAUAUUACAGUUAUUUGAUUUAUCACCGAGUAACUAAGUAUCUUUUGUUAUUCUAUUAUUCUAUUUGUUAUUAAUUCACGUCUUCUCCGAUCGAUUUCUUCUGUUUUCACUUAAGAGUGUCUUACAGCUAAUAUUACACUAGUAGUCGUAAUGCAAUUUCAAUAUAAGUUUCUAGUAUUCGUUUCGCUUACAUAAUUUUCAGCGAUCCGGCAAGAUGGUCGGCAAAAACGUUGAAGAAACGAUCAAUCGCGCGCCUUCUAUGUACUUCGCGUAACAAUCGACUAACUGAAACGUCUCGGUAACAGGCAUGAGAUAACGCGGCUGAUCGAGAAACGAUUUCGCGUAAGAACACCGCCUUUAGCCGAGGGGCAAAAACCAAAACGCUUUCGCGGGGCCAACGUUCCCAAGUACCGUUAUGUCACUCGAUUGUGCCGCGAUCGAUACGAUCUCGACGCCAACGUUUCGUUCCAGUGAUCAUGGAAAGCGUGAAAUCGGUCGUGCGGCACGUGGCGCGAUUUGUCCGAGUUAUCGAUCGUUAUCCUUCGACUCGUGAAUUCAUCGAUCAAAGAUAAAUGCGUCGACGAAGAUAUAAAUUCGUCGUUGGAAGAAUAGCGAUUCGAUUUGUCGGAGCAAGUGGUUUCCAAAUAGAAUUUGGAAAUUUUUAUGUACCUUCGGCAUACUAAGAUCUCUUAAUCUACAAACUUUUCUUCCAUUUAUCCAUGAAAAUGAUCCAAUUUUUUUAUGAUAAAAGGCAACUCUUCACGCAAGCGGAUAUACAAUACAUUUUUUAAAAGAUAAAUGAACGGUUUAAUUCGCAACACGUUAUAGCCCGAAUUCUUAAACGUCAACGGGAUCUUCCGAUCAGUCCAGACAGGUAUUUUAGAGCUUUAAGGACGAAGAACAAUGGUCCAAAAUAUUUUCCGAACUAAACCAUAAAAUUGCAACACGCGGAUAUUUCGGGACGUAUCAACGUUCGUAUAGCUCACAGAACCACUUUAAACCAAUAUAACUAAACUAAUCAAGUACCUUUAAAUCAAUUUACUCAACGUGAACAUUAAACGAAAAUACUCGUCUCAAUCACUAAAAUUGCCCAUUUCGUCAUCCACUUUGACUUUCAAUCGAAAAGGCUUCAGAUUAAUUCCAUCAACUUUAAAACCCCUCACUUGCUAUCUAUCGUUAUAUUUUGCCAAUCGAAACGCGUCGAUUUUCGAAGCGGCGGUACCACCGAGAUCCAUCGACUGGUGAAAUCUUCGAAAUCGUUGCGAAAUCCCUUCGAUCUCCGGCAUCUGCCUUCUGCCUUCCGAUAUCCCUUCUGCUUGGAAGAAAAUUCGCGACAGAACCGAGUGGGAGGAGCUGGAUAAAGCAGCCUCUGCCGAUGUUUACCAACAAACGAUCGACAUCGAUAUCGGUGAAUCGAAAGCAUCGGAAGCAUGUGGCGUGGACCGGUCGUUGUGUUGCUCCUUCUCGUCUGUCGCGAUUCGCUCGAAGCUGGAGAUCGCGACGACGACGCAAGUGUGGACGAGUUGUUGCGUCGAGACGUCCGUGAACCGGCAUGGUCGACCUUCGCCACGAAAGUCGAGGAUUUACUCGGAGAGGGAAACUCGCCGGAGAAAGAGAAAACUGGCAAGAAGGGCGCGAAGAAUGCGUCUGGCAAAUCAGACGAGGGAGGAUACUACAAAACGUACGGCAGCGACGCUGAGGGCGAGAAGGGUUACUUGACGGCAACCUACAGCAAGGGCAAUCACGGCUAUAAGAGCCUCGACACCUUCCACAAGCAGGAUGGCGACAAGUACGCAUUCGAGAAGCACGUUGCCUACGGCAAAGCGCGUGCUGACAAGAAAAGUAGCCACAACGACGAGGCAGCCUCUCGUUCCAGGAAAGCCGGUGAUCACGAGGGUGCAGAUACCAUCGUCGAUGCCCAUUAUGCAACCAACGAGGGCGAUCAUCACGACGGUGGCGAAGAACACGAUGCUGAAGCCAACGAUCACGGGAGCUAUACUCACGAAGAUGGCGCUCACUAUAUGGCUCAUGGACCAGAAUCUUCGAGUUAUGGACAUAGUGAAAGCUACACGGACGGAGAGGGUGAACAUAGUUCUUACGGAAGCUACAGCUCCUAUUCGAGAGGCUCUGGCCACGAACACGGUGGCGACGGAGACCAUUACUAUUAAUCCUUUGCCAAAUGGCUGAUGUUUAGUUGUCCGAUUUUCUAUGUAAUGUAUUAUUACGGCAAAAGUGUGCCUAAUUUCGAGACCAGAACGGUAUAAGUGG